Molecule: messenger RNA, 624 nt
Organism: Trichomonas vaginalis G3
Lineage: Eukaryota; Parabasalia; Trichomonadida; Trichomonadidae
Product: glycine-rich protein family
Exons: 1
Coding region: 1-624 (207 amino acids)
Source: RefSeq, a predicted model, not a curated record
AUGUUGUUAACAAAAAGUAUUGGAAAUCUUAAUAUUAAGGUUUCUAAAAACACAUAUGAGUUCUAUUAUCCAUGUGAAGAUCCAUCAGAGUGCACAGACUACGUUGUUGAUAUCCCAGCUGGUCGAUACAAAGUUGAGAGUUAUGGUGCCAGUGGUGGUUAUUCUGAUGACCACAUUAGUGCAUUUCAAGAUCCAUCUAACAACAACAAAUGCUCAGAAGACAUUGUCCUUCAAUUCAAAGGAAAUGCCAAAUGCCGUAAAUAUGCUAGCAUGGGUGGAUCAGGUGGAUAUGUUUCAGGUAUCCUUUCUUUGACUAACACCACUUGUGCCUACAUCAUGAUUGGAGGACAUGGACAAUAUGUCACUCCAACUUCUGUAGUUGAAGAUCCAUAUUUGAAAGAAAAUAUGAUUCCUGGCGGUUACGGCGGUGGCGGUUUUGCCAUUAGAUAUUACUCCUUAAAUGCACCUGGAUCAGCGAGCGGUGGUAGCCGUACUGCAUUAAUGAUUAAUGAAGAUGACAUUUUCCAUUCAAUCCUUGUCGCAGGUGCUGGAUCAGGAACUGAUAACGCUGGCGGUUUUUAUAGAAAGGAGAUGAUGGAAGCGGUGGUUGUGGCGGUAAUUUGA